This is a messenger RNA of Sinocyclocheilus rhinocerous, 2912 nucleotides long. RefSeq names its product dual specificity protein phosphatase 8-like. The coding region runs from base 519 to 2153 and encodes 544 amino acids. NCBI's taxonomy places the organism in Eukaryota, Metazoa, Chordata, Actinopteri, Cypriniformes, Cyprinidae. Gene Ontology annotation, molecular function: protein tyrosine/threonine phosphatase activity; MAP kinase tyrosine/serine/threonine phosphatase activity; MAP kinase tyrosine phosphatase activity. The transcript is spliced from 5 exons. The record is from RefSeq and is a predicted model, not a curated record. Gene Ontology annotation, biological process: negative regulation of MAPK cascade; peptidyl-tyrosine dephosphorylation. Gene Ontology annotation, cellular component: cytoplasm.
CAGGACAAACUGUUCUUCUGUUGAAGCGCUAUAGCCGUGAGUCAACACGGACUUCCCAGACACAGAUCAUGCGCGUGAUAAUGAUGUGCCAUUACAUAAGCAGCGGCGAUGACUAUAUAGUGCGCAGAGCGGUCCCUCGAAAGCAACUAGGGCUCCUUUGUUGAUUGCAAACACACACACGGCGCGCACCGAGCCGCUCUUCCCCAUCGGUGGCCGCAUAGUUGUCUGAUGAGUCUGGAAUGUGGUUGCAUGCCUUACACAUGAGCUAUUAAUGAACACAGGCCCCAGUAGAGCACAGCCAGUGCGCUCAUUCACAGACGGGGAGGGAGCGAGCGAGCGAGCGAGCGAGAGGGAGGGAGGAGGCUCAACAAUAGAGAGGCAGGAGCUCGCCGAGCCAAAGUCAGAAGCGAAGAGACGCGCGAAGAGGAAAGAGUGCCUUUUGAUCUCCACCUCUGGUCCCUGUCCAGCGCUCGUGUGAGCUCCGAGUGGAUUGUGCGGGUUUUCUGCGCGUCUCCUGGAUGCCCGUUGACUUGGGGAUCCCUCCUCCGCUGUGGACAGACAUGCACGAGAGCGAGAUGAGGCUGAAGAUGCGCGUGAGGCGCAUCAAGGAAGGGCGAGAUCUGAGAGGUGGCUUUGCAGCUUUCUCGUCCUGUUUUCCUGACCUGUGUGAGAGUAAACCAGCCACUCUUCAACCUCUCAGUCUGUCCCAACCCUGUUUACCUGUGGCCAACGUCGGUCCCACCCGCAUUCUGCCCCACCUGUACUUGGGCUCCCAGAGAGACGUCCUCAAUAAGGAACUGAUGACUCAGAAUGGAAUCACCUACGUUCUAAAUGCCAGCAACACUUGCCCCAAACCUGACUUCAUCAGCGACAGACACUUCAUGCGCAUUCCCGUCAACGACAGCUACUGCGAGAAGCUGCUUCCAUGGUUGGAAAAAACCAACGAGUUCAUUGACAAAGCCAAGGUGUCAAACUGUAGAGUCAUCGUCCAUUGCUUGGCUGGCAUAUCCCGCUCUGCAACCAUUGCCAUUGCCUACAUCAUGAAAACUAUGGGCCUGUCUUCAGAUGAUGCUUACAGGUUUGUGAAGGACCGUCGGCCAUCAAUAUCUCCGAACUUCAACUUCUUGGGUCAGCUGCUGGAGUUCGAGAGAGGCUUGCAGAUGAAGAGGAGUCUACCCUGUGACCCUAUAAGGUUAGCAGGGAAGCCGACUGAAGAGGUGGCAGAGGUCCGAAAGAUGGAGAGCGAUCGCUGCGACCAGCGGACUUUACAAGCUGCAGAGAUCGCCCUAAAGCCUCCAUCACCUACCUCGCUGCGGAAAGACCUAAGCUCCCUUCACCUGUCCACCGAACGAAUCCUUCAAAACAAACGGCUCAAGUGCUCCUUCUCCCUUGACAUCAAGUCUGUCUACUCCUCGAACCAAAACCAGCAAUCUUCUCCCAACUCCUCAUCGGACUCGGAAAACCUGCCCAAACUCUGCAGGUUUGACAGUCUAAAGAACAGCAAUGGAGUAUGCCAGCACCCUUCAACGAGGAGCCACCCAAGCCCUACGGAGUUACAGUGUACUGCUGUGACUAGCAAGUCCAGGACGAGCCAACAAAGCGAGAGGUGGGAAAGCGGUGGCUCGGAGAGGUUAACUCUUUCCCUCAAACUGAAGCAUGGUAACUGCGGGCCAAGACCCCAGGAUCCCAUUUGCGAGACCAACUUGAAGGCGCCUUCUUUCCUCAGCUUGCCGCUGGGUACAUCUGCUUCUUGGACCAUACAUAGAGGCUCGAAUGAAGCCACCACCCCAAUCACACCCACGGGUGACUGCCAUUGGUUCUUAGGCACUAAUUUGGCACCAUCUGGAACAGGGAGCACUGUGCACUUUGGCAGCGGUCCUGCCUGCGCGGCUUACAGUUGCAGUGGCCAAGCUGGCAACUCCAAGCCCAGGGACAAAACGCCGGAGCCGCUGGACUUUCAAAGACACAGCUGGCUCGAGGACGGGAAAGCAGUAGUGUGCAGCGUAUCGCAAGUGGACACGAAGUACAAGCGCCGCAGCUGCCAGAUGGAGUUCGAAGAGGGUAUUAACACAACGCAAAGCAGCGAGGAAUUUGGGAAGCUGGGCAAGCAAUCCAGUUUCUCUGGUAGCAUGGAGGUCAUCGAGGUAUCCUGACAAAGAUGACAAUCCAACUCCAGUGAAAGCUGUUUAUUUAUCACAGUUCUGUUCUGUUGUUAAAGAGCUUUGCAUCUAAGAGCGACUUGUGUCUGACGCCUUUUUCAAACUAGGGUUGAAACGGUGUCGUUUAGGUAUAAAAGGAUACACUAAAGACGCUGUCCAUUUGGUUUUGCAAAAAGCCAAGUCUCUGGUAUGGUGCUGGACUACAAGUGUUUUUGAGGAGCUUAUAGACUAUGAUAUGCACUCACACCAAAGACCUCAGAGAGUGACCUUUUUCUGGCAUGCCAUCUUAUAGUACACUCAAAAUGAAGGAGCACGACGGAGGAUAUCCUUCUAGCAUGACUAUACAAAGACACUAAACAUGAAAGAAUGAAACGAGUGUGUGUAUGUGUGUGUUUAUGCUGGUUUUGAUGCAGAUUAGGGCAGUCGCACUUAACGGUGACUUCUGAGAGGGAACUGUAUGUAUGCCCAACUUUGAGAAGAUGUAAUUGCUGUGCGACGUUUAUUUUUCUGUCAUUGCCCAAUGUUCUAUUUAGCUAUAAAUUGAGUAAAUAAGGGCAGUUGCAUUCAGUAAUGUCACUAUUCAGUGUUAUAUAGUUUAUCAACAGUGUAAUAAAAGAGUGAAGAUAUGAAGUGUAUGUUAAAGCUGAGACACUCUCAGACCUACUACUGUGCACUGAGCAUGCUCAGAAUGGCUGGCUACCUACAAAUAGACAAGCUGCAUCCAGCAGCACUAUGUACUAAGCUGUAAAUCUA